GUUCAGUCACUUCAGUAGUUGUAGGAUAGAAGGCGGUGUUUUGCUUUGUCGGCAAAAAGUGAAAGUUUCUUAAUUUAAGUGUAAAUAGUCGAUACUUACGAUCGAUGGCUCCAUAUGGUUCUCAUCAAGAAGCCAUAUUACCAGUGCCGCGUAUACAACUUGAAUAAAUAUGGGAGACCAUAAAAUGAAUGGUGAAUUGAGGAAGAGAGAAGAAGUCCUGAGCAAACCGGCAAAACAAUUAAUACAGGAUAAUGAUGAAAAAAUAACUUAUAAAAACUCAUCCGGAAACUCUAAGGCCAUUGGCCUAGUUUUCGUUUCGCUUCUGCUGGAUCUUUUGGCUUUUACCAUGAUUUUACCUCUGCUACCUUCUUUAUUGGAUUAUUAUAAUAGGGAAGAAGGGAAAGGCACAACUUUAUAUGCCUCCUUAUUGGGAGCAGUUGAAAGCUUUCAAAAACUAACAGGGGCCCCAGAAAAACUAGCCUCAGUAUUAUUUGGUGGUGCACUGGGCUCUAUGUACAGCUUUCUACAGUUUUUAACAAGUCCCAUAGUUGGAAGUCUCUCUGAUGCUUAUGGAAGGAAACCCAUGCUUUUACUGUGUUUGAUAGGGAUAGCAACAUCACAUGCACUAUGGAGCUUUGCAAGCACAUUCAGUAUAUUUGUGCUGGCUCGGUUUAUCGGAGGUCUCAGCAAGGCCAAUGUCAGCUUGAGCAUGGCUGUUGUUGCCGAUGCCUCCAAUGAGAAGACGCGGGCUAGAGGAAUGGCACUGGUGGGUUUGGCGUUCUCAAUAGGGUUCAUCGUAGGCCCCCUGGCGGGCGCGUGGUUCGCGAAAAACAACGACAACUCUUCCGGCCUUUGGGGCGAGCGGCCCGCGUUCUACGCACUUUCGUUAUCUCUUGCGAAUAUUGCUCUAGUCAUAUUUUGCUUGCCCGAGUCACUGCCAAAGGAAAAAAGGGCAUCUCUCUCGUUCACUUUAUCCAAGGCAUUGGACUACAUAUCUCCUUGGCAUUUGCUGAAAUUCACGGCAGUUAAAAAUCUAUCGAAACACCAGAAUGAAGUGCUGUCAAAGCUGGGGCUAAUAUACUUAAUGUAUCUGUUCAUAUACUCGGGCCUAGAGUUCACUAUCACAUUCCUGACGCAUCAUACUUUUAACUAUACUGCCAUGCAGCAAGGGAAGAUGUUCUUGGUUAUAGGUUUAAUAAUGGCCGUGCUACAAGGCGGCGCGGCGCGGAGGCUCGGCGCCGCCGGCGCGGUGCGAGCGGCGCGAGGGGCCCUAGCUCUCACCCCAGUGUCGUUCCUAUGUGUGGCGUUAGCUGCAGUCCCGCAGCCGCCUCUGGUGGCCCCCCUAGCCUGGCUAUGGCUGGGACUCGUCCUCUUCGCUAUAUCGACAGCGUUCGCAGUGUCCUGCAUGACGUCAAUGGCGGCGGGGCAAGCGCCGGCGGCCGCGCGCGGCGCCGUGCUCGGGGCUCUGCGUUCUCUUGGAGCACUCGCGCGGGCGAUGGGACCCCUUGUCGCUGCUUCAGCAUCAGGCAAAGCCGGCGCAGCGCACAGAGAAAUAAUAAGACUAAAGAACGAGCUAGAACAGUUAGAGGAGGAGAACAACAUGCUGCGUCUCAAGUUCGAGAUAUUAUUAGACAUGAUGACAGACAAGACUGUGGAGGCGGAGCAAGCGGAGAUGCAGAAAGCGCAGAGUUUGAGCUCGCUUAAGCAGAAGAGUAAAAAGCAGAAAUGGUAGUAUGUAGGUAUGCAGAGGAUACCCUCCUGUGUGCAUAAUUGCGGAGCGGUAGUUACGUGUAACCUGUACAUAAUUGCCUAGUAUCAUAAUGGUGAUAGACGCUCCUCCAACAUCAGACGUAGCACUAAGGAUUAAUAAUCAACCUGUUUGCCUGUGUUUAGUACCGAAAAUUCUCCCUCCUGGGGGCCUAGCCAUGGAAAAAUAUACCGGGAUGACAGAGCUACGAAAAGUCACGUGACUAUUUCCAUACAUAUAUUUUUGAUUGGCAUUUUCUAUCAACGACUGCAAUCUCGACUUAGGCCCUCUGAUCUUGGAAGAAAUCUUGAAGACUAUGCAAACUUCAGUAUAAAAUGAUUGGUUGGUAAGGGUUGUAACGGUCAAAAAAUAAAACGAAAUUGUAUAAUAAAUAAAAUCUUUACUUAUG
Messenger RNA from Cydia pomonella (codling moth), 2156 nucleotides. It is a transcript of the gene rtet, whose product is annotated as major facilitator superfamily domain-containing protein 10. The record is from RefSeq and is a predicted model, not a curated record. Gene Ontology annotation, biological process: transmembrane transport. Gene Ontology annotation, cellular component: brush border membrane. Gene Ontology annotation, molecular function: transmembrane transporter activity. The transcript is spliced from 8 exons. Lineage: Eukaryota; Metazoa; Arthropoda; Insecta; Lepidoptera; Tortricidae. The coding region runs from base 170 to 1732 and encodes 520 amino acids.